This is a messenger RNA of Thalassophryne amazonica, 3509 nucleotides long. RefSeq names its product neurabin-2-like. The record is from RefSeq and is a predicted model, not a curated record. NCBI's taxonomy places the organism in Eukaryota, Metazoa, Chordata, Actinopteri, Batrachoidiformes, Batrachoididae. The transcript has 15 exons. The coding region runs from base 239 to 2869 and encodes 876 amino acids. Gene Ontology annotation, cellular component: actin cytoskeleton; postsynaptic density; dendrite. Gene Ontology annotation, molecular function: actin filament binding. Gene Ontology annotation, biological process: actin filament organization; neuron projection development; calcium-mediated signaling.
AAAUGCUGGGAGGAGGAGGAGAGAGGGAGGAGCAUUGAGAAGGCAGCAGCAGGCUGUUCGGCAGCAGGAGGAACCAGCCGCGGGACAAUGGACUGUUUACACAGCGGAUCCUAACGGCUUGCGGUGCAGAUUCCGACAAACUGGAAAAUAAGGAGGUGAAUGAUAAACGGGUCCAGGAUGCUUCCAUCCUCACACCUACAAAGCUGCUGUUCAGCGGGGGGGAUUUAAUUUACCAAACAUGAUGAAAACCGAGCCCCCAUCAGCCACUGGGGGCAGUGUAGCCCCUGGGGGGAGCAGUGGGGUGAGUGGCAGCUCCAACCUGCGGAGUGCAUCACCUCACCGCAACGCCUAUGAGGCAGGACUGGCGGCGCUGAAGAAGGCCACCGACCAUCUCAACAAUGCUGCCAACGGAGGUCCGGACCCCACCUCAAAGCCCGCUCUCCUGCCCCGCCCAACGGGGAGGGGUCGGCGAUAUGGCUCAAAUGUUCAUCGUAUCAAGAACAUGUUCAUGCAGAUGCAGUCACCUGGUGAUGACGAGGAUGGAGCUAAAGUGAUUGUUGACCUUUUACUGCUGUUGGCAGGUAAGGAUCAAGCUGUAAAACUGACACUACCCCGGGUAUCCAGUCUCAACGAGAAUGUCGACCACAGCGCUCUGCUCAAACUUGGUGGGACUGUGUCGGAAAGGGUCAACCGUUUUGAUGCCAAAGCAGACAUGGAGGUUGGCACUUCCUCUGUUGGCUUUUCAAAGCUCCAAGAGACCAGAAAGAUCUUUGAACAGCGUACGUUACAGGAGAAGCAAGCAGCCACCAACCGGAUCUUCCUGAAAAAGGAGCGGGCACAUGGUUUCCAGGGUCACUGUCUGGGCAUUGUAGCUCGGUUUAAUGGUUCCACAGAAGCUCUGGACCACCUGGAUGAACCUCCCACUGCUGUUUCUGCCACUGUAACAGUCCCCGGUGAUGCUGUCAGCCCCACCGUUAGCCAGCUCAGUGCCGCGUUUGAGAAGGGCGACCUGCAAAGCAAUCUCUACCUCCCCAAUAGUCGGUCAGGCCCAAUCCCAGCGCCAAAACCCAAACCUACUAGCGUGCCCACCAAAUUGGAUGGCACAAGGAAGAACGUGAAGCUGCUCCCUCCUGGUAAGGUGCAUCAGGAAGAUAGUAUAGUGGCAGCUGUUGGCAGCCAGACAGCAGAACUACCAGAACAUUGUUCACAGAGGAACAUUGGAGAAGCAGCGAGGAGUGAUGUGACAGAUGGAUUGGGACAGUCAGGAGAUCAAAUCUCCAACUCUUCAUCUUCCUCAGUGGUGUUCGCCAACUCCUCUUCCAAAACAGAUUCAUCAGCCCAGCCAGGAACUGAGGCACCAGGCAACAGUACACCUGCUGCACCAGAGGGAGAACCACAAGGUGCUGAGGACAACACCACCGGGGAGUCUGACGCCGGAACUAGGCUGGUGCAGGCUGAGGUUCAUGCCUCCCUUGAAAAUGGAGUAAAGGAGCCUCCAACUUCCUCUUCCUCCUCAGAGGAAAAAGAAGCUGACUCUGAGAGGAGAGACGAGGAAGAGGACAAUGAUGAUGAUUCCAGGAAGGAGGAUUACUCUGAAGGGGAUCUUAUGGAUAUCAGUACGUACAGUGGGCUUGGGGAAGAGGACUCCGGGGGGAGCCAGCUGGAAGAUGAGGAUGACGAUGAAGAUGAGCCAUACGAGCCCGAGACCAGCUGUUCUGAGAUCCCUGGUCUCCCUGAGGAGGAGGAGCCCAUACCACCCAGUAGAAAAAUCAGAUUUACCACUGAGCCAAUCAAGGUCUUCACCACCUACUCAAAUGAAGACUAUGACCGCCGUAAUGAUGACGUCGACCCCAUGGCCGCCUCAGCCGAGUACGAGCUGGAGAAGAGAGUUGAAAAACUGGACCUGUUCCCUGUUGAACUGGAGAAAGACAGCGACGGUCUGGGGAUCAGUAUCAUUGGUAUGGGUGCAGGAGCUGAUAUGGGUUUGGAGAAACUGGGGAUCUUUGUGAAAACAGUUACAGAGGGCGGAGCUGCACAGCGAGAUGGCAGGAUCCAGGUCAAUGAUCUCAUCGUGGAGGUUGAUGGGACCAGUCUGGUUGGCGUCACUCAGAGUUUUGCAGCUUCUGUCCUCCGUAAUACAACCGGUAUUGUCAGGUUUGUGAUUGGUCGAGAGAAGCCAGGGGAGCAGAGUGAAGUGGCUCAGCUGAUCCAGCAGACUCUGGAACAGGAGCGGUGGCAGAGAGAGAUGAUGGAGCAAAGAUACAAACAGUACAUGGAUGAAGAUGAAGAGACUGGUGAGUACGCAACCGAUGAAGAGGAAGAGAUGAGUCCAGUAUUUCCCAACUCCAUCGAAGUUUUUGACCUGCCAGAGAACCAGGACAUGUUGUCUCCUGUGGAGCUGGAUCCAGAGAAGCUGGCACACAAGUUUAAGGAGCUUCAGAUCAAACAUGCAGUCACCCAGGCUGAGAUCCAGCUGCUAAAGAGGAAGCUGGCCCAUGCAGAGCAGGACAAGUUGCGCUGGCGGAUGGAGCGUGCUCAGUUGGAGCAAAAUAUCCGGGACAGUAAGGAGAGGAUGGAGAAACUGGAGAGCUACUGGAUGGAGGCGCAGACCCUGUGUAAGGCAGUGGAUGAACACCUGAAGGAGACCCAGGCUCAGUACCAAACCCUGGAAAGGAAAUACAGUAAAGCCAAGCGGUUGAUCAAGGAAUUCCAGCAGAAGGAGAUCGAGUACCUGAAGAAGGAGACAGCUCAGCGUCAAGCGCAUGAAGAGAGCGAGGCAACACACAAAGAAGAGACGUACAGUCUGCAUGAAAAAAUUACAGCCUUGGAGACCAAAGUGGAUGCCCUGAAAACCACCAAACCCUCCUAGAAGCUGCGACUUCCUCUUAUCUGUGACUGGAAGGGGAGGACCCUUGCCUUCGUAACGACCAGGGAUGUCUUUUAUCCAACAUGACCUUUGAUUUUUUUUUUUUUUUUUUUGUGGUUGUUGGUGGUUUUUUUAUCAUGCGAGAAUGAAGCAUGUGGUUGAGAAAGAGGGGAAAAACAAACAACUCAUGUUCUGAAAUUUUGCCAGCAGCCUAGAUUGCUGGGCAUCCCACAGUGCACCUCGUCUGAAACCUGGCAUCAUCCUUGUGGAUUUUCUUGGCAGCUGGCUUGGCAAACAAUGUGGAAACUGGCUGGUCUCCAUAGAAACCCCUCUGAAAACCUUCAUUCCUGGAUGAUCUAGGUUGGUCUCACAUCUCCUGUCCUCAUAACAUUGAUUUGGAUUUAUUUAAAAAGACCUUUUACCAAGUAAGUUCAUCACAAAGUGCUUUAUAGAGUGACAGAAUAUGUGGAUACAAAAACGAGAACAAAAACAUUUGAUGGGGUGCCGUUAUACAUCUUUUAACCAUCGAUAGCCACUGGACUCAUAAGAAGUGGCCGAGUGCAUUUAGCUCAUCAUAAACUAGGAAAACGUUCAGAGGCUCGGCCCAGCCUCUGUAAUAACUCAACAAAAGCUAACUUUGAGG